AUGUCAUCGUCUGUGUUCGUAUUUGGUGCCAGUGGUUACAUUGGCCUUGGCGUAGCUUUGGCUAUGCGUCGUGCUGGCUAUCGAGUCUAUGGAAUGAUUCGUAAUGCGAAAUAUACUGCUACGUUGGUUCAAAAUGAAAUCGAACCUAUUGUAGCGUCGUCAUUUGAUGAUGUUCGACAAGUUGACGAUACUCUUGCCUCAUGUGCAAUUAUCAUUGAUGCUAUUGGAUUCAAUCAAAAAUUGUCACCAAAACUUCUAGAAGCGGCUCUACGUGCCGGAAAGAGUCGAACUCAAGAUGGAAAAUUAGCACACUAUGCUCCACUUUUCAUCUUCACUUCAGGCAUUAUGACUUACGGUGAUACAUCUCCAACGGGUCGUCGUCCAGUUGAUGAAGCAGUCAAACCACGACUUCAACCAGUUAAAACUCGUGACAGCACUUCCUCAGCUGAUGUCACAAACAUGAAAGAACGAGAAGACUACGAAAAUCAAGUCUUGGCAAGCUCUUGUACCUCGCUCAAGACAACAGUCAUUCGACCCGGCUUCGUUUACGGUGGUCAAGGUGGUUUUGUGGCCGAUCUAUUCUAUUCAGAGCCUCUAGUUAUUCAAGGGCGAAGAGAUAUGCGUUGGAGCUGGGUUCACCUCGAUGAUCUUGCUGAAGGCUACGUUGCUGUAGUACGAGCUCCACAUAGUGUUGUCGGUGGACAACUUUACAAUCUUGCUGCUCCAAACGAUAAUCCGACGUAUGAAGAGCUACGAGCAGCCAUGGCUAAAGCUCAGGGUCGAAAGGAGAAGAUUGAGUAUAAAGAAGCCGUUCCUGGUGUUCCAUCAAGAUGGGAUACGGAUUCAAUAAUCAAUCCAGCCAAGGCUAUGAACGAAUUAGGUUGGCGACCAAGACAUGUAGGAUUUGUUGAGGAAAUUGACACGUAUUACAAGGCUUGGGCAGCUCAUAAAGCUGCUGACAAGGAAACCAAGUAG
Messenger RNA from Rotaria sp. Silwood1, 975 nucleotides. Lineage: Eukaryota; Metazoa; Rotifera; Eurotatoria; Philodinida; Philodinidae. The record is from the annotation of a GenBank genome assembly.